AUGGAGAGCAGGGUAUCGGCCAGAGGUCCAACCGUAGUGGUGGACCCCAGCGUCACCCAUACACAAUCAGGCCAACCCCAAGCUGGGGUCACCCCAGCACGUGCCGCACACCGUCAGACUACGCUCACACCUCAAUGUAUGGACGGCUCAUUGGGCACUUACAAAUACAAUUACAGAUCAAAAUGGACCAUGUGUACUCUACCCUGGCUACUCGACUUCCUGUCCCGAACUAAAUACUUACUCUAUAACAGCACAUCAUCAGCAAAACCCACCAAUGACCCCAGUACUUGUCAUUGUACCAGUUGUCAUUGCCUCAGCAGGUGCGGAUUACAUUUGUAUCGAGUCCGAAACACUGACCAGCCAGGCACAAAUGUGCAGACUCAAGUACUCCAAAGUAACUGGUCAGCAACGUACCGCAGGUGA
Molecule: messenger RNA, 423 nt
Organism: [Candida] anglica
Lineage: Eukaryota; Fungi; Ascomycota; Pichiomycetes; Serinales; Debaryomycetaceae
Source: the annotation of a GenBank genome assembly